Messenger RNA from Panonychus citri (citrus red mite), 24500 nucleotides. It is a transcript of the gene bent, whose product is annotated as twitchin-like. The coding region runs from base 770 to 24049 and encodes 7759 amino acids. The record is from RefSeq and is a predicted model, not a curated record. Gene Ontology annotation, biological process: protein phosphorylation. Gene Ontology annotation, molecular function: protein kinase activity; ATP binding; protein binding. NCBI's taxonomy places the organism in Eukaryota, Metazoa, Arthropoda, Arachnida, Trombidiformes, Tetranychidae. The transcript is spliced from 28 exons.
AAAGACUCGAGUCAACAGUUGUUAUUGUUGUUGUUGUUGUAACAACGGUUGAUCAUCAGAACUUCAGUGAUUGUUUUCAAUUAAGUUUGAUUGCUCGAUUGAUUGAAUUAGUUUAAUUUUUGUUUGUUUGCUGAAUGGAAUCAAUUCAACUGGAUGCUGGAUAAUUACAACUUAAGGUGCUAAUUGUCACCAAAUCCUUAAUCAUCAUCAAACCAUUAUUAUUAUCAUCGGAUAAUAAUAAUAAUGGAACGACAAUUAAAAACUUCGUAAAGUUACCCCUUUGAUUAUUAUUGAAAUACUAAGUUUCUAGUUGAUUAAUUUUAAAUAAUGAUAUGAAAUAUUGAUCUCAACUCAAUUGAUAGUAAAUUAUUACAACCAAAUUGUGACAAUCAACGAUAAUCAACAGUUACAACUAUUUUUAUUAUUAUCAAAUCGAAUAAGAAAUUGUUAAAAAAAAUAACGAAUUAGAACUUGAUUUUCGACCUUUACUCCCGAUUCGUUUUCAUCUUGCUCAUCCUCAUCAUCUUUAUCAUAAUUAACUUAAUCAUCUUUGACAAGUUUAAUUGUUGUUAAUUGAUUCACCAUCCAACUCAAUCAUUGUAUCAUUGUCACCAGUUUUCAAAGCAUAGUCCUAAUUAGGCGUUUGAUUUUAAUUGUGUUAUCAUUUGUUUGAUUUGUGUUUCUCAUCUUAAUUGUUGAUCAUAAUCAACUUUGAUUGUCCAUUUUUCCAUCAUAGUCCAGUGAUUGUUUUGACGAAAAUAAUUUAACAAUGGCUUCGAGACAAAUUGAUGGACUAGCACCAACAUUUGCUAAGAAACCAGCGAUCAAACAGGAAGACGAUGGUCGUCGAUUAAUAUUUGAAUGUAAAAUCACAGCUGAUCCACAACCAGCAGUUUCCUGGUAUCAUAACGGUACAGCGAUCGAAGCCUCAUCUCGAUACAAGUUAACUGUUAAAAAGGAUGCAGAUAAAUCCAAUAGUUACUUGGCUCAUAUGGAAAUUACUGAGGUUCGUGUUGAAGACGCUGGAAAAUACAAAGUAAUUGCUAAGAAUGAGCUUGGCGAAAGCAACGCAAGCAUAAGUCUCAAUUUUGACAGUGAUGAUUCUUCAGUACCGACUGAUAAUGCUAAACCGACAUUCACCGAAAAACCUGUGAUAAAACAAUCAGAUGAUGGAAGUAAAAUUAUCUUCGAGUGUCGCUUGGUCGCCGAACCAGCGCCGACAAUUGAAUGGUUUCAUAAAGGUAAACUCGUCAAGGAGGAUCUUCGUCAUAAAUAUAAAUUAGUCUCUGAUAAGCACCAUCAUGUUGCAUCACUUGAAUUAAGUCGAGUUGGUGGUGAAGAUGGUGGAGAGUAUCGAUUGGUGGCAAAAAAUUCAAAAGGCGAAGGUUUCGCUCACAUAAAUCUAAACUUCGAAGGUGGAAGACCCAAAUUACCCGAGGGUAAAGCUCCACGUUUCCCGAAAAAACCAACAAUCCGUCAAGUUGGUGGUGACCUUGUAUUGGAAUGUAUCGUUGAAGCUAAUCCAAAGCCCGAUAUCUCUUGGUACCAUGGGACGAAGGUCAUUAAAGAGGGUACUCGACAUAAAGCGGUCAUCAAAGAGAUCGAUAAAGAUACUUUCGCUCUCUCAUUGGAGAUUAGUGAUCCCUCUAAUGAUGAUGGGGGAACUUAUCGUUGUAAUGCCGUUAACGAAUUAGGUGAAUCUAAUGCCAAUAUAGCUCUUAACUUCCAGGGAGGUGGAGAAGAGGAAGACCUUUCACCCACCUUUGUGACCAGGCCAAAGAUCAUUCCAAAAGACAAUGGAGCCCUGAUAGUAAUGGAGUGUAGAGUUAAAUCAACGACAAAAAUUACGACGAUUUGGUACAAAGGAUCAACUCUAGUAAAAGAAUCGACAAGAUUCAAGAGUAGUGUGAUUUCUGAAGGUUCCGAUGAAUAUACUGUUCGUCUUGAAAUCAAGGAUCCAGUUAAAGAUGACGGCGGUGUCUACAAGUGCAACAUUAAAAAUAGUCACGGUGAUAUUAAUGCUAAUCUUAAUCUCAACAUCGAAGGUGGUGAUAUUGAAAAGGCGGGCGAGCCUCCGACCUUUGUUGAAAAGCCGAAAAUCAUUCCCGAAAAUAAUGGAAAGUUAAUAAUAAUGGAAUGUAAAGUUCGGUCGAAACCCAAACCAGACAUUGUUUGGUACAACGAUGGAACUAUUGUCCGAGAAACAACUCGAAUUAAGUUAAUUGUUAAAGAAGAGACAACUGAUGUUUAUCUUAUACGAUUAGAAUUACGAGAUCCCGAACUGACCGAUGCAGGUCAAUAUAAGUGUAAUGUCCGUAAUCCUGCCGGUGAAAGUAAUGCCAAUCUGAAGCUCAAUAUUGAAUUGGCUCCGGUAAUUAAAGAGAAACCCAAAGUAAUUAAACAAACCAAAGAGAGAAAGGUUGUCAUUGAGGUUAGAAUCGCUUCGGGUGCCGCACCGAAGGUUCAAUGGAUGAAAGAAUCAACGGUUAUUCGUGAAGAUUCACGGCACGUUGUUCGAAUCCAGGAAGUAUCUAAAGGAGAAUACGCUGUGGCCUUAGAGAUCGACAAGGCCGAAAAGUUAGACAAAGGAACUUACAAAGUAGUCGCAAAGAACGAGAAGGGAGAAUGUACUUCGCAAGCGGUUACAGUCGAUGUCGAAGAUAUGGUUGAAGCUAAAGAUCAAGAACCAGCUAAGAAACCGAAACUCGAUGAGAACAAGGAAAACAAACCUCAGGCCAAACCUGGAGUAAAAGUCGCAAAGCCAAUGUUUAUCUCGCAAAUCAAAUCACGAACUAUCAAUGAAGGAGCUGAGAUUGAAUUUGCGUGUAAAUUCACAUCAAAGGAAAAAGUAACAAUCAACUGGUUCUAUAAUAAGAAAAAAAUUUCAUCUUCUUCCAAAUAUUCAAUUGUUUCAACUGAAUCUUCAUCUGUCCUGAAAUUAACGAGCGCUUUAUUUGAGGACAGUGGUGAAUAUAUUGUCAAAGUGGCUAAUUCAGGGGGAGAAAUUGAAUCAGCGGCUGAAUUAACGGUCAAGAUGACCGUCGCUAAACGUGAACCGGUGAAGAAAGAAAAAGCCAAACCUGAAGAGGCUCAACCGGAAAAGAAGGCAAAACUUGAACCAGAAAAACCUAAAGAAGAAGAGAAACCGGUCAAAAAGCCGAUCGAAAAGCAAAGUUCGAUACCAGAUAUUCAGGUGGAAAAGGAGAAAUCACCAUUGCCACCACGAGAAGAUUCAUUCGAUUCUCAGGGUGGACCACCUCUGAAAAAGAAAGCGUCUAUUCCGAUGGUGAAAGAACCCACACCGGAACCAGAGCCGAAACCUGGUGGAAGACGAGGUUCAUUUAUCGACCCUUCAGGUAAUCAAGUUCGACGAGGUUCUUUCAUCGAUGUUGGUGAUGUACAAAGUUUACGAGCCUCUCCUGGUCGACGGACAAGUGAUUCACGUCGUCCAUCAACCGCUGAAUUUGAUCCAACCGAUAAACCUGGAAUAGCAUUACAACCUAAAGGAAAAGAACCAAAGAUCACAAAUUACGGGGAAAAUCAGCAAGGUACCGAAGGUAAAACGGCCUUUAUUCAAUUCGACGUUGAAGGUGAUCCCGUCCCUCAGUUUCGAUUGUACAAAGAUGGACAAGAAAUUUACGAGGGCGGACGAUAUUCAAUAGUUACCGAUGGUUCUACCAACACGGUUUACUUUUGUAUCAAAAAGUCAAAAUCAGCCGAUGAAGGAAGAUACACCAUAGUGGCCUACAAUGUACAUGGCGAGGCGAAAGCAGAGAUCGGUUUGUUUAUCGGCGGUGAGGAAGGUAUGGAUUUCCGUGCCAUGUUAAAACGAGGUAAAAGACAACAGUGGAAAAAGCAAUCAGAUGAUCCUGAUUGGGGAAAUUUAAAAGCUGUUGAAGAUGAAAGAAGAGCAUCACUUAAGGAAAUUAAGAAACCUGAGAUUUUUACCAAACCCUUACAGAAUCAAAAGUGUAAGGAAGGAAGAGAUAAAAAAAUUCGAUUCGAAUGUGUCUUCAGUAAGGUUGGAAUUAAAGCUAAAUGGUUCAAGAAUAAGCAAGAGCUUUUCAUGGGACGGAAAAACCACAUGGUCUCACAGGGCGAUCUUCAUGUAUUGGAGAUAAUUAACCCGUUAGUUGAAGACGAAGGCAAAUAUAUUUGUAAAUGUUUAGAUGCGACCACCGAGGCUUAUCUGGAUGUCGAACCACCGGAUCCCGUUUACAAAUUUGUCAAGAAAUUACCACCACAGAGUAAAGGUUACACCGAUCGUGAAUGUGUCCUAGAAUGUGCCUGUAACUCACCUAAGGCACCAGUUAAAUGGUAUAAAGGUGAAAAGAAAUUGGAAAAUUCUGACAAAUACAUUAUCGAGCAAGAUGGUUUGGGGAAGAAGUUUCUCAAAAUUCAAAACUGCACCAUGGACGAUGCGUCUGAAUAUACCUGUCGAAUAAGUUCUGAAGAGUUCACCUCGACCAAAUUGACCAUCGCAGAACAAGCCUUCAAAUUCAUGAGGGUUCUAAGAUCAAUGAGGGUCAACGAAGGUGAAACCAUUACUCUUGAGUGUGAGGUUGAUGAUUGGGAAGCUCCAGUUACCUGGUAUUUUCAAGGGGAAGAGAUUAAGAAGGAUAAACAUUAUGAUAUUAUUGCAGAAGGUAGGAAACGGAAAUUGAUCAUCAAGAAGUGUAAAGUUACCGAUGAAGGAAAAUAUUUAGCAAAGACCAAAGGAGAUGAAACGGAAUCUGAGGUUCUCGUUGAACCUGCAAAUCGAUUCAAAAAGAAACUCGAAGAUGUUCACACCCUUGAGAAGAAACAAAUUGUCUUCGAAGUUGAAAUGACCGAUACUCGAGCGCCAUUGAAAUGGUACAAAGAUGGUCAAGAGGUAGCACCCAAUGAAAGAAUUCACAUCAAGUACCAUGAUGAUAAAUAUACGCUCACCAUUGAUGCGGCCAAACUUGAAGAUGCCGGUGAAUACAUGGCAGCAACGCCAAAUAUUAAAACCAAAUGUCGACUUACAGUUGAUGAGGCUGAACGACCUCCGAUAAUUAAACUUGAACAGACUGACUUUCAAUCUGACGUUGGAAAACCGCUUAUAAUUGAUGUUCCCUAUUCAGUUCCGGGAACAAGGACUUCAGAUAUUGUCGCUAAAUUGACUCGCAAUGGUAAAACAGUUUCUUCUAAGGAUGUUGAGGUUGUUGUUCGUCCCGACAAAGUGAUUUUGACCUUCCGAAAAACAACUCGUGAUAAUUCAGAUGAUUAUCAAUUCUCUUUAGCAAAUGCUGAAGGUGAAACUAAAAAGGCUUUGAAAAUUAACUUUAUCGGUGUCCCCGCACCACCUGAAGGUCCACUUGAAAUAUUGGACCUUUUCCGUGAUCGUUGUAAACUGGCCUGGAAGCCGACCAAAGAUACUGGUGGAUUACCUUUGAAACAUUAUGUCGUUGAAAGGCAAGCAGUCAGUUCUCGAGGAGGUUGGGUUGAAAUUGGUACAACCGAAGAUUGUAAAUUUGAAGUUAACGAUCUCGAAUACAAGAAAGAGUAUCGUUUCCGUGUUCGAGCGGUCAACAAAAAAGGUGCCUCGGAACCGCUUAAUUGUGCCAAAGAUAUAAUUGCCAAGGAUCCUUAUGAUGAACCAUCUAAACCAAAGUCUCCCGAAGUCACUGAUUGGGACAAAGAUCAUGUUGACCUUAAAUGGCAAGCACCAGAAAAAGAUGGUGGAAGUCCAAUCACAGAUUAUAUCAUUGAAUUCAAAGACAAAUUUUCCCCCGAAUGGGCGGUUGGACCUAAAGUACCCGGGAAUAAGACCACAUGUAAAGUAACGGGUCUUAAGGAAAACAUGCAAUACCAGUUCCGUGUGAUUGCCGUUAACAAAGCGGGUCCUAGUGAACCUUCAGACCCAACAAAGCCUCACAUUGUUAAAGCUCGGUUCGUGAAGCCUUACCUUGUCGGCGAUGGACUUAAAAAUUUGGUCGUUAAAAAAGGAGCCGUCAUCAAGUACGAUAUACAAUUCUUUGGUGAACCCGCUCCAGAGAUCAUUUGGUCACUGAACGGAGAGGAAUUAUUCCCCGGUAGUAAAAUUGUGAUCGAUAAAAAUGAGAAGAAUUCAGUUUUCCAGAACAAAAGUGCUGUUCGUGGGGACAGUGGUAAAUAUCGUAUCACUUUGACCAAUUCAACGGGAACUUGUUAUUCUGAGGCCGAUGUUGUUGUUUUGGAUAAACCAAGUGCACCAGAAGGUCCACUUAUCCUGGAAGAGAUUCGAGCUGAUCAUGUAACGGUCAAAUGGCGAAAGCCUAAGGAUACUGGUGGAACUGACCUUAAGGGUUAUGUUAUUGAAAAAAUGGACUUGGACACUGGUAAAUGGGUCCAGGCCGGUGAGGUUGGUCCUAAUGACGAUCAUUUCAAGGUUGAAGGAUUAACCAAAAAUAAGAAAUACAAAUUUCGAGUUCGAGCUGUAAACAAAGAAGGCUUAUCUGAUCCUCUUGAGACAACGGACCCUGUAGUGGCCAAAAAUCCAUAUGACGAACCCUCUAAACCUGGUAAACCAGAAAUCGUCGACUAUGACAACACAAAAUGUGACCUUAAAUGGGCUGUACCUGAAAAAGAUGGUGGCAGGCCAAUUACUCAUUACAUCAUUGAAAUGAAAGAUAAAUUCAGUUCCGAUUGGACUGAAGUUUUGGUCACCCCUGACGCCAAAAACGAAGCCUCUGUUACUGGGCUUAAAGAAGGUAACACAGUUCAAUUUAGAGUUCGAGCUGUGAACAAGGCCGGACCAAGUGAACCAAGUGACGCAACUGACCCUCAUAUCGUUAAACAUCGCAACUUAAAGCCGAAAAUUGAUCGAACCAAUCUGAAAAAUAUAACCAUCAAGGCCGGAAGGUCAGUUAAAUUUUUGGUCGAUAUCACUGGAGAACCUCCGCCAACCGUUGUUUGGACUUAUGGUGAGGCCAAGAAAAAGCUAACCGACGAUGAUCACAUUAAGAUAGUCAAUAAAGAUUAUCAGACCGAUUUUAACCUUCAUAAGGCCAAAAGAUCACACACUGGAUUGUACACAAUUACAGCAUCAAAUGCUUCUGGUAGCGAUACAGUUACCGUUGAGAUUAAAGUCCUUUCGAAACCAGGUAAACCUGAAGGUCCACUAGAAGUGACCGAUGUCCAUAAAGAAGGAUGUAAAUUGGCAUGGAAAAAACCUAAAGACGACGGCGGGUCAACAAUCAAAGGUUAUGAAGUCGAAAAGUUCGACAAAGAUUCUGGCCGUUGGACUCGUUGUGGUAAAACCGAUAAACCAGAAUUCGAGGUAACUGGUCUGAUUCCAGGUAAAGAAUAUUUAUUCCGUGUUGUUGCUCAAAAUGACGAAGGAGAUUCCGAACCAUUAGAAGCCUCAUCUCCGAUCAUUGCUAAAAAUCCUUACGACGAACCUGACAAACCAGGUACACCUGAGAUUGUUGAUUAUGACAACAAAUCUGUUGACCUUAAAUGGGCACCUCCAAAGAGCGAUGGUGGUGCUAAGAUUAGUCGUUAUAUCAUCGAAAAGAAAGAAAGAUUCCAGUUGAUCUGGGAACGAGCUUGUGAAGUUCCCGGUGAUGUUAAUGAGGCCAAAGUUGAAGACCUUCACGAAAGAUCAGAGUAUCAAUUCCGUGUGAUUGCCGUGAACAAAGCGGGUCCAAGUGAACCCUCCGAUCCAACUGGUAAUCAUCUUGUUAAACACCGAAAGUUAAAACCAAGAAUUGAUCGAACCAAUUUGGAAACGAUUACGAUCAAAAAAGGUAAAUCGGUCAAAUUAGAUGUCAACAUUUCUGGUGAACCACCGCCAAAGGUUCAGUGGUUCCUCAAGGACAAUGAGGUCAAAAACGAUGAACAUUAUGAUAUCAUUAAUGUUGAUUAUAAUACGAAAUUUAAUAUUACCGAUGGAUUGAGAAAACACUCCGGUAAAUAUAAAAUCGUCGCUACUAAUGAACAUGGUAAGGACGAGGCUGAGAUUGAAAUUGUUGUUCUAGCGGCACCGAGUAGACCCAAAGGUCCAUUAAAGGUCAACGAUGUCACCGCUAAAGGUUGUAAAUUGGCCUGGCAACCACCGGAUGAUGAUGGAGGUAAACCAAUCCAAUCAUAUGUUAUUGAAAAACUGGACUUGGCCUCUGGUAAUUGGGUUCCAAUUGGACGUACCGAUGAUACUUCAUUCGAGGUCACUGGACUCACACCCGGUAAACGAUAUCAGUUCAGAAUUAAGGCUAAGAACGCUGAAGGUGAAUCUGAGCCGUUGGUUAGUGAUGAACCAACGAUUGCUAAAAAUCCCUACGAUGAACCUGACGCACCAACUGAUGUAAAAGUCGACGAUUGGGAUAAUCAAAGUGCUCAACUUGUUUGGAAACGACCUGCGAAUGAUGGAGGUGCUCCAAUCACUGGUUACAUUGUCGAAAAGAAGGAAAAAUUUGGUUCUUCUUGGGAACCUUGUGCCGAAGUUUCGGGAGAUAGUUGUAAGGCUAAAGUGGAAAAUCUUAAAGAAAAGGCUGAAUAUCAAUUCCGUGUUAAAGCCGUUAACAAAGCGGGUCCCAGCGAACCGAGUGAACCAACAAAACCUCAUCUGGUCAAACAUCGGCAUCUUGCACCUCGAAUUAAUCGUGAUAAUUUACAACAGAUUACCGUUAAAGCGGGUAAUAUGGCUCGACUUGAUGUAGAGGUUUCUGGUGAGCCACCGCCAACCAUCAGCUGGUCAUUCGCUGGCAAACCAUUGGAAGAAACUGGCGACAUUAAGAUUGAAAAUAAAGACUACGAAACUCACAUUCAAAUGCGAAAUAUGACUCGAGCUCAAAGUGGAAAAUACAAAAUCAACGCUGAAAAUGCUUCAGGCAAAGAUGAAGCCGAAGUCGAAGUUAUUGUACUCGACAGGCCAGGAAAGCCCGAAGGUCCUCUUGAAGUGUCUGAUGUUCAUGCCGAAGGUUGUAAGCUCUCAUGGAAUCCACCUAAGGAUGAUGGUGGUGUUCCAAUUGAGAACUAUCAAAUCGAGAAACAAGAUGCGGCCACUGGUCGUUGGGUCCCUGUCGGCAAAGUACCAGGGGAUAAAACUGAAUUUGCUCUCGCUGGUUUGGAACCAAAUAAAAGAUACAAUUUCCGAGUCAAGGCUUGUAACAACGAAGGAGCUUCUGAUCCUCUGGAAACUGAUCGCUCAACUGUUGCCAAAAAUCCGUUCGAUCCUCCAGGACCACCAGGAUUACCUAAAGUCGACGAUUACGAUGAGAAAUUCGUGCUCUUAAAAUGGGAGCCACCGGUACGCGAUGGAGGAGCUCCAGUGACUGGUUAUUUAAUUGAAAAGAAAAGUAAAUACUCACCCGAUUGGGUUACAUGUGCCGAAGUCUCUGGACCUCAAUGUCAAGGUCGAGUUAACGAUUUAACCCCUGGUGACAAGUACGAAUUCCGAGUUAAAGCGAUAAACAAAGCUGGACCUGGUGCACCUUCCGACUCAACUGGACCUUUCUUAAUGAAACCUCGAUUCUUAAAACCUAAAAUCGAUCGAGCAAAUUUGAAAAGUAUUACCGUUAAAGUCGGUCAAAUGGUUCAAUUCGAUGUCAACGUUAUUGGCGAACCAGCACCGAAAACCAUUUGGAAACAUGAAGAUAAAGAACUUGAAAAUGGUCAAAUUUAUCAAAUCGAUAACAUCGAUUAUAAUACAAAGUUUUGUUUACUUCGAGCCACUCGAAAAGAAACUGGAACUUAUAAAUUGACCGCAACCAACGAGGUUGGUUCAGACGAAGCCGAAGUUGUCAUUACGGUUUUGGGUAAACCUUCAAAACCGAAAGGACCACUCACAGUGUCUGACGUUCACGCAGAAGGAUGCAAACUUGCAUGGAAACCACCGGAAGACGAUGGUGGAUGUCCAAUCGAAUGCUAUGAGAUCGAAAAGCUCGAUGAAGAAACUGGUCGCUGGGUUCCAGCUGGUAAAUCAUCUGAGCCUCAUUUCGAAGUAACGAAUUUAACGCCAGGACGAAAAUACAAGUUUAGAGUUCGAGCUGUAAACAAAGAGGGAGAUUCAGAUGAACUUGAGACUGAUACAAGUAUUGAAGCUAAAAAUCCAUUCGACGAACCUAAUAAACCAGGUCGUCCUGAACCAACUGACUGGGAUGUCGAUCAUGUUGACCUUACCUGGACUCCUCCAGCUUCGGAUGGAGGUAGUCCAAUCACUGGAUACAUCAUUGAAAAGAGAAAAAAAGGAGGACGAAAAUGGGAAAAAGGUCGCGAGAUUCAUGGUAAUGUAACUAAUGGAACUGUUCCCGAUCUUGAAGAGGGAACUGAGUACGAGUUCCGUGUUCUAGCGGUGAACAAAGCUGGUCCUGGUGAGCCAAGUGAUCCAUCAAGACCGAUCACUGCUAAGCCCCGUCGACUUGCUCCUCGAAUUGAUCGAACCAAUUUGAAACCAACUACAAUUAAAGCCGGACAACCAGUUAAAUUUGACGUUGAUGUUAAAGGUGAACCCGCACCAACGAUCACUUGGACUUUCAAAAAUGAGCCUCUUCAGUCAGGAGAAAAUGUUUCGCUCGAAAAUGAGCCCUAUCAUACUUUACUAAUGCUGACCAAGACUAAACGUGCUCAAAAUGGUGUUUACACUAUCACAGCUAAAAACGAACACGGUGUCGAUGAAGCGACAGUUGAAGUGACUGUUCUCGCUAAACCAAGUAAACCAAAAGGUCCACUCGAAGUAUCCGAUGUCCACGCUGAAGGUUGUAAACUUUCAUGGAAAAAGCCUGAAGACGAUGGAGGCGAACCAGUAACUGGAUAUGUUGUCGAAAAACUCGACCUAGAAUCUGGCCGUUGGGUCCCCGUUACAACGACUCGUGAUCCUGAGGCAGAAAUUACUGGCCUCAUUCCAGGCAAAGAAUACAAAUUCAGAGUAAAAGCUUUGAAUGCCGAAGGUGAAUCUGAACCUUUAGAAACAGAAAAACCGACAUUAGCCAAGAAUCCGUUCGACCAACCGGAUAAACCAGGUAAACCCAAAGCCACGAAUUGGGACAAGAACUUUGUUGACCUCGUCUGGGACGCACCAGUGUCCGAUGGAGGAAGUCCCAUCACGGGCUAUAUAAUCGAGAAACAAGAUAAGUACAGUAAUAAAUGGGUCAAAGCGGGCGAGGUUCCUGGAAAUGAAACGGAAGCUCAUGUAACUGACCUGAUCGAGGGAAUGGUUUACAAAUUCCGAAUUAAAGCUGUGAACAAAGCUGGACCCAGUCAACCAAGUGAGGCGAGCGAUUCCGUCACUGCUAAGCCAAGAAAUUUAGCUCCUCGAAUCGAUCGAACUAAUUUACGUGACCUUAUCAUCCAUGCUGGACAAAGUAUCAAGUUUGAUGUUAAAGUUGCGGGUGAACCAACACCAAAGGUCACUUGGAGCCAAAAUGAUAAACCCUUAGCAGCAGAUACUCAUGUUUUAAUUGAUAACGAACCCAAUCGAAGCAAAUUCCUGGUCACUUCUGCUGAUAGGAAAGACACUGGUGUUUACAAAAUCAAAGCCGAAAACAUCAACGGUGUUGAUGAAGUCGAUGUCAAUGUAACCGUACUGGAUAAACCAUCAGCACCCGAAGGUCCAUUGGAAGUUUCUAAUGUCCACGCUGAAGGUUGUAAAUUGAAAUGGAAGAAGCCGAAAGACGAUGGCGGAGUUCCAAUUGAACAUUACGCCAUUGAAAAGAUGGACACUGCAACUGGACGUUGGGUCCCAUGUGGUCGAGCGUUUGAACCACAAUUUGAGGUCGCUAAUCUUGAGCCAGGAAAAGAAUACAAAUUCAGAGUCGCAGCUGUUAACGCCGAAGGUGAAUCGGUUCCUUUAGAAGCUGAACAAGCGAUUAUCGCUAAGAAUCCCUUUGAUCCUCCAAGUACUCCUGGUCGACCUGAAGUUACAGGAGUCGAUCGUCACCAUGUUGACCUUAAGUGGGACGCUCCAACUAAGGAUGGUGGGGCUCCGAUCACGGGUUAUAUUGUUGAGAAGAAAUCAGCUGAUGGAACUAAAUGGGUUAAAGCGAUUCAAACUGACGGGCCAGCAACCGAGGUUCGCGUACCUGAUCUAGAAAAUGGAGAAACAUAUCAAUUCCGUGUGAAAGCGAUCAAUGCUGGUGGACAAAGUGAACCGAGUGAACCAACCAAACCGGUCACUUGUAAACCAAGUAAAUUACCUCCUCGAAUCGAUAGACGUAACUUGCGUCCAGUUGAUAUUAAAGUCGGUGAAACAUUUGGAUUUGACGUUGACGUUCAAGGUGAACCAGCACCAGAGAUCCGUUGGUAUAUUAAAGAAUCACCAGUAGGAGAAACAAGUGCGCUUACGAUAACAAACAAACCAUAUCAUACGAAAUUACAAUGUGACAAAGCCGAACGCAAAGACUCAGCCGUUUAUCGUAUUGUAGCUAAAAAUCAAUACGGUAUGGACGAAGCCGAUGUUGAAGUGACUGUUGUUAGUAAACCAAGUAAACCAGAGGGACCAUUGGAAGUUAGUGAUGUUAAUAAGAAUGGAUGUAAAUUAAAAUGGAAUAAGCCAAAGGACGACGGAGGAAUUCCUCUUGAUGGUUAUGUGGUCGAAAAGCUCGACCCUGACACUGGCUCUUGGGUUCCAAUCGGUAAAACAUUUUUACCAGAAUUCGAUGUAACUGGAUUAACUCCGGGCAAAGAUUAUUCAUUCCGAGUGAAGGCUGUUAAUAAGGAAGGUGAAUCUGAACCAUUACAAACUCUUGCACCAAUCACUGCCAAGGAUCCAUUCUCACCUCCUGGUCAAUCGGGUACACCUCAAGUUACAGCAUUUUCACCAAAUUCAGCGGACAUUAAAUGGGAAGCACCAGAGAGAGAUGGUGGAGCACCGAUCACCAGUUAUAUCGUUGAAAAGAAAGAAAAAGGAGGUUUAUGGGAAAAAGCCCUCGAGAUUCCAAGUGACAUUACCAAAGCUCAUAUUCCUAAUUUGAAAGAGGGUAAAGAAUAUGAAUUCAGAGUAAUAGCUGUAAAUAAAUCUGGUCCUGGUGAACCAAGUCUUCCCUCUAGAUCAAUAACUGCCAAGAAUCCAUUCGAUGAACCAGGAGCUCCAGGACGACCAGAACCGACCGAUUGGGACGCCGAUCAUGUAGACUUGACCUGGAAAGCACCAGAAUCAGAUGGUGGAAGUCCAGUUACAGGUUAUAUCAUCGAGAAGAAGAAGAAAGGAACUCGAAAAUGGGAAAAAGGACGUGAAAUUAUCGGUAAUGUUACCAGUGGAACAUGUCCUGAUCUUGAAGAAGGAGCUGAAUACGAAUUCAGAGUUAUCGCUGUCAACAAAGCGGGUCCUGGUGAACCAAGUGAACCCUCUCGUUCAGUAAUUGCUAAGCCAAGAAAACUUGCUCCUCGAAUUGAUCGAACCAAUUUGAAACCAACUACAAUUAAAGCCGGACAACCAGUUAAAUUUGACGUUGAUGUUAAAGGUGAACCCGCACCAACGAUCACUUGGACUUUCAAAGAGUCUCCACUUAAAACUGUCGGCAAUGUGACCGUAGACACCGAACCAUAUCAUACUCUAUUGAUGCUCGUGAAAACAACUCGGGAGCAAUCAGGAAGCUAUGUGAUCACAGCUAAAAAUGAACACGGAAUGGACGAAGCUACUGUCGAGCUUAAUAUUAUCGGUAAGCCUUCACCUCCACAAGGUCCAUUAGAAACGUCUGAUGUGCACGCUGAAGGCUGUAAGCUUUCAUGGAAAAAGCCGCUCGACGAUGGAGGAUUACCUUUGUCCAAUUAUGUGGUUGAAAAAAUGGACACAGAUACUGGCCGAUGGGUACCCGUUUUGACCACUCGUGAUACCGAAGCUGAAGUUAAAGGUUUAACUCCAGGUAAAGAAUAUAAAUUCCGAGUUCGAGCUGUUAACCCAGAAGGUGAAUCUGAACCAUUAGAGACAGAAAAGCCGAUUGAGGCCAAGAAUCCAUUCGAUGAACCUGGAAAACCAGGUAAGCCUCAAGCAACUGAUUGGGAUCGGCACCAUGCCGACAUCACUUGGACCGCUCCAGAGUCCAAUGGUGGUAGUCCCAUCACCUCAUAUAUCGUUGAAAAGAAAGACAAUUUAAGUACCAAAUGGCAAAAGGCUUGCGAGAUUAUCGGAGACAAAUGUCAAGCUCGAGUUUCCAACUUGACUGAGGGAAUGGAAUAUCAAUUCCGUGUUCGAGCCGUUAAUAAAGCCGGUCCUAGUCAACCAAGUGAUCCAAGUGAUACCGUCACAGCUAAAGCGAGAAAUGUCCCACCUCGAGUAGACCCGAUAAAGGACAUUACGCUGCACGCAGGUAAACCACUUAAAAUAGAUGUCAAAGUAUUUGGUGAACCACCUCCAAAGGUCCAAUGGUUCUUAAACGAUGCACCACUUCCUACCGGUGGUCGAGCGACAAUUGAAAGUCCAGCAUAUCGAUCAAAACUCUCAGUACCAUUAGCUGAAAGAUGCGACGCUGGUGUUUACAAAAUCGUUGUUUCAAAUGCAAACGGCAAAGACGAAGCAACUGUGCGAGUGAACGUUCUGGACAAACCUUCGCCACCCGAAGGACCAUUGGACGUUUCCGAUAUCCAUGCAGAAGGCUGCAAACUUAAAUGGAAGGAACCAAAGGAUAAUGGUGGCUCUCCAGUUGAUUAUUAUCAAGUGUACAAGAUGGAAACUGGAUCAGGAAAAUGGAUCCCUUGUGGUAAAGCUUAUGGUCCAGAAUUGGAAGUAACCAACUUAGAACCAAAUCAAGAAUAUAAGUUCAAAGUAACUGCUGUAAAUGCUCAAGGUGAAUCUGAACCUUUGGAAGCCGCUCAAUCAAUUAUCGCUAAGAAUCCCUUCGAUACUCCGGAUGCUCCUGGAAUGCCACAAGUCGCUGAUUACGACAAAAACCAUGUAGACCUAAAAUGGACUGCACCAAUUAAAGAUGGUGGAUCGCCAAUUACUGGAUACAUUGUAGAAAAGAAAAGCCCAGACUCAAAUCGCUGGGUUAAAGCGGCUCAAACUGAUGGACCAACAACAGAGGUUCGAGUUGGUGACUUACAAAAUGGAGAAACUUAUCAAUUUAGAGUUCGAGCAGUAAAUGCUGGUGGCCAAGGUACACCAAGUGAACCAUGUAAACCAGUAACAUGUAAACCACGAAAAUUAGCACCACGAAUUGACCGUAAGAACUUGAAACCAGUUUCGAUUAAAGCAGGACAACAAUUUGGCUUUGAUGUCGCUGUACAAGGUGAACCCGCUCCAGAUGUUCAAUGGUUCAUCAAAGAAUCGCCAGUAAGAGAAACAAGCGCGCUCACGAUAACAAACAAACCAUAUCAUACGAAAUUACAAUGUGACAAAGCCGAACGCAAAGACUCAGCCGUUUAUCGUAUUGUAGCUAAAAAUCAAUACGGUAUGGACGAAGCCGAUGUUGAAGUGACUGUUGUUAGUAAACCAAGUAAACCAGAGGGACCAUUGGAAGUUAGUGAUGUUAAUAAGAAUGGAUGUAAAUUAAAAUGGAAUAAGCCAAAGGACGACGGAGGAAUUCCUCUUGAUGGUUAUGUGGUCGAAAAGCUCGACCCUGACACUGGCUCUUGGGUUCCAAUCGGUAAAACAUUUUUACCAGAAUUCGAUGUAACUGGAUUAACUCCGGGCAAAGAUUAUUCAUUCCGAGUGAAGGCUGUUAAUAAGGAAGGUGAAUCUGAACCAUUACAAACUCUUGCACCAAUCACUGCCAAGGAUCCAUUCUCACCUCCUGGUCAACCAGGUAAGCCCGAAGCAACUGAUUGGGCUGCUGAUCAUGUUGACCUCAAAUGGGAAAGUCCAGCUACUGAUGGAGGAGUUCCAAUAUCUCACUAUACAAUCCAAAAGAAAGAAAAAGGCUCAACCAAAUGGACAGAUGCUGUCGAGGUUCCUGGUUCCGUUUGUAAAGGAACUGUACCUUUCCUAAUGGAAGGUAAAGAAUAUCAAUUCCGGGUUAUUGCUCAUAACAAAGCGGGACCAGGAGAGCCAAGUUUACCCUCCAAUACAAUUCUUGCCAAAGCGAGAUAUCUUGCACCUCAAAUUGAUCGAAAGAAUCUUAAAGAUUUGAAGAUCAGUGCUGGACAAACGAUUCGUUUCAAUGCAGACGUAAUCGGUGAACCCGCUCCAACUGUAACUUGGACACUUAAUGAUCAAGGAAUUCGUGGAGAUGACCACUUUAAUUUGGAAAAUGUUGAUUACAACACUAAACUGACCAUUCGAAAUUCAAAGAGAUCCGAUUCAGGAAAAUAUGUCGUCACUGCUGUGAAUAGUUCGGGUAAAGAUCAGGUUACUAUUCAAGUGACCGUUAUCGAUGUACCUUCAUCACCAGAAGGUCCAAUUGAAGUGACUGAUAUCACUCGUGUUGGUGCAACGAUUGGAUGUCGGGUGCGAUGGCGUAAACCUAAAGACGAUGGUGGAGCAAAAAUAAUUGGUUAUAUUGUAGAGAAACGUUUGAAAGGAGCUAAAGAGUUUGAAGCUUGUAAUGAAGUUCCGGUUCCGGAUACCAACUUAAUGGUUUCUGGACUUAAAGAGGGUGAGGAAUAUGAAUUCCGAGUUGUUGCCGUUAACGAGAUGGGUGAAAGUCCACCUUCAGCUCCAUCCGCUCUCACCAAGAUGGAACCACAACCAGAUCGACCUCGAAUCGAUGCUUCCGGAGUCAAAGACAUUACCGUUAAAGCGGGACAAGAGUUCGUGAUCAAAGUGCCAUAUGUCGGUUUCCCUAAACCAACCGCUCAUUGGGUGAAUGAAGAUAAACCGAUCGAUGAGGACGAUAAACGGUUAAUGUCCAAGGUCGGCGAUGACUACGUGCUACUCGCUUGUUCAUCGGCUAAACGUGAUGACACUGGACGUUAUAUGGUAACAUUGAAAAAUCCAUGUGGUACUGAUUCGGUUUCGUUGAAUGUCAAAGUCCUCGAUCGACCUGGGCCACCACAAAAUGUGCGAGGUGAGGAUGUUGACGGUGAUAGUUUGACUCUUCUCUGGUCUCCACCUAAAGAUGAUGGUGGUGCCGAAAUUACCAAUUAUGUUGUCGAAAAACGUGAAGUUGGUUCAACCGCUUGGUCACGAAUUUCUAGUUUCGCUUCUGGUACCGAUAUACGAGUUCGUAACUUAACCAUUGGUAAAUCUUACGAUUUCCGAGUGAUGGCUGAGAAUCAGUAUGGUACAAGUGAUCCAGCACAAACCGCUGAGCCCAUUUUAGCGAAACUACCAUUUGAUCCACCUUCCGCUCCAGGAAUUCCUCGAAGUCUUGAGACAUCUCCCGACUCGAUUACAAUUGGUUGGUCCAAACCUCGAGACGAUGGUGGAUCACCAAUCAUUGGAUAUGUCAUCGAGAAACGUAAGGUCGGUGAAAAAGGCUGGACUCGAGUUAAUCCUAACCCAGUUCCUGAACUCAAUCAUCGUGUCGGUGGCCUUCAAGAAAAUGGUGAAUACGAAUUCCGAGUGGCCGCAGUAAACGCUGCUGGUCAAGGUGCAUUUAGCGAGGCUUCAGAUGGUAUUUUCGCUCGACAUGCCGCUUGUCCUCCGAAGAUCGAUUCUGGUUUCCAUCUUCGAGACUUGGUUGUCAUGGCUGGUGAACAGUUUAACAUUCGAGUUCCUUUCAAUGGUUAUCCAUUGCCAAAAGCUGAAUGGCUUAUCAAUGGUACAAUUGUGGUACCCGACGAUCGCGUCUAUUCAGAGGUCAAUGUAGCCUUUACCAUAUUGACAAAUAAAAAGGCCAAACGAACAGACUCUGGCGGAUACACACUACGAUUAUCCAAUCCAGAGGGAACUGAUUCUUGUACAUGUCGAGUUCAAGUCGUUGAUAAACCAGGUCCACCUCAAGGACCACUGGACGUGUUUGAUAUAACACCAGAGACUUGUAGCAUCUCGUGGCGACCUCCACUCGAUGAUGGUGGAAGUCCAAUAACUAAUUAUGUCGUCGAGAAACAAGAUAUGGUUACCAAAAUUUGGACCAAGUUGAGUUCAUUCUGUCGCACGUGUCAUUAUAAUGUGAUGGGACUCGAGAUGAACAAAAAGUACAACUUCCGUGUGAGUGCUGAAAAUCAAUACGGUAUUUCAAUACCAUUAGAAACCGAUGGACCCAUAACCGCUAAAUUCCCAUUCGAUGUACCCGAUCCACCGGGUAAACCAAACAUAACCGAUAUUGGACCAAAUGACGUGACCCUAUCGUAUGAACGUCCUCUCCACGAUGGCGGCUCUAAGAUUCAGGGUUACCAAGUUGAAUAUCGUGACCCAACCGAUGGACGCUGGUUGGCCUCAAAUCCAUUCUUGAUUAGAGAAACAACUUGGAUCGCUUCUGGACUUAUUGAAGGUCGUGACUAUGAGUUCCGAGUCAAGGCCAAAAAUGCCGCUGGAUUUUCAAAACCAAGUGAAUCCUCGGGUCUUAUUAAAACUCGACCUAAAUUUAGUGUUCCCUCACCACCACAAAAUCUUCACAUCACCAAAGUUGGUAAAUCAUAUGUUGACCUGGCCUGGAAUAAACCUAAAUCUGAUGGUGGAUCAAAGAUUAGCGCUUACGUUGUCGAAAGACGGGAAAAAGGAUCAACCUAUUGGAUUAAGGUCAACGAGUAUGGUUGCCUUGAUUGUCAGUAUACAGUUUUAAAUUUGAUUGAAAACAAUGAAUAUGAAUUCCAAGUGUCCGCUGUGAACGCGGCUGGUAAAAGUGAACCAUGUGCUCUUGCACAGCCCGUUAAGGUUACCGAUAUUGCAGACGGUGUUAAACCUGAAUUUGUUCGUAAAUUGUUCAAUAAAAACGCCAAUCUCAAGGGUACUUUACGAUUUGAAUGUGAGGCUAUGGGUAAACCCGUUCCAAAGGCUCGUUGGCUUAAAAACGGAGUUGAGGUCUUACUUGGAACACGAAUUCGUGCUCUUGACGAUGGCGAAGGUGUUUACCGAUUGGUGUUUGAUGAAGUUCUCGAAGUAGACGAAGGCACUUAUACUUGCGAGGUGACAAAUCCCCUUGGUUCAGAUCGUUGUUCAGCUUUACUUAAGAUCGCGUCCCCACCCUCGAUCCUGAGAUGUCCAGAGGAAGUUUUCUUCCCCGAACAUGAUAACGGUAAAGUUAAAAUUUACUUCAGUGGGUCAAGUCCAUUUGAGGUUACUCUUUAUAAGGAUGGACUUGAAAUAUCAGAAAGUGAUCAUCUUAAGGUCACUUUGUUUGACGAUUAUGCGAUCAUUUUUGUCCGUGAUGUGGCCAAAGGUGAUCAAGGUAAAUACAAGUUGGUUGUUAAAAAUGAUUCUGGUUCAGCUGAUGCCAAUUUCAUUUUAAUGGUCACUGGUUUACCUGGUCCACCUGUUGGUCCAUUGGGAGUUGCCGAUGUUACCGCUCAUUCGGCCGCUCUUUCCUGGCGACCACCGACUCACAAUGGUGGUUGUAAGGUGACACAUUACGUUAUUGAACGAAAGGAAACUUCAAUGGGACAAUGGGUCACAGUUGCAUCCAUGUGUCGGGAUACAUCAACCGUCGUCCAGGGAUUGACACAAAAUGGGGAAUAUUUAUUCCGUGUAAUGGCCGUUAAUGAGAAUGGUCAAAGUAUUCCAUUGGUCGGUGAUAAACCGAUCAUUGCCAAAUUACCCUUUGAUCCACCUUCGGCACCAGGAAUACCAAAUGUUACCGAGGUUGGUGGUGAUUUUGUUAAUCUCUCAUGGGCCAAACCAGAAUCAGACGGAGGGUCAAGAAUUCUUGGUUAUCUCAUCGAGAAACGGGAAGUUGGUACUCAAGGUUGGCAACCAGUCAACUCGAUGUCUCUUUGUCAUCCAACUCAAAUAAACAUUAGUAAUCUGAUAGAAGAUCGUCAAUAUGAGUUCCGUGUAUUUGCCGUUAAUGAGGCCGGAAAUUCACCUCCAUCUCAAGCAUCCGGGUCGGUUAAGAUUAAAGAUCCCCAAGCAGCGGUUCCACCCGAAUUCGUAACGCCCUUAAAAAAUGUUAUGGUUAUUGAAAAUAAAUCGGCUCAAUUUACUUGUACAAUAACGGGAACGCCAACACCUCAUGUGACCUGGUACAAGGGAGCUCGAGAAAUUCACGAUGGUGGCAAAUAUGCCAUCUUAAAAGACGGAGACAAUUACAUUCUGGGAAUAUCUAAUGUGUAUGGUGAGGAUGCCGACGAGUACACUUGUCGAGCGACCAACAAAGGUGGUGUUCGAACCUCAAGAGGUGAACUGAUCAUUAAAACAGCACCUAAAAUCCAUGUACCACCUCGUUUCAAGGAAAUGGCCUGUUUUGAUCGCGGAGAAAAUGUGAUCAUUAAAAUUCCUUUCACUGGUUUUCCUAAGCCAAAGAUCAAGUGGUUUAAAGAAGGUGAGGAAAUCGAAUCGGGUGCUCAUUUUGAUGUACAAAUUAAGGAAAGACACGCGAUCCUUGUGAUUCGCGAUGCAUCACGGGAAGACAAUGGACUUUACUCGAUUAAAGCAGAAAAUGAACUUGGUUCUGAUUCAGCGGUAAUCAAAGUAUCGAUUUCUGAUCGACCUGAUCCGCCAAGAUUCCCGACAGUUGAGACAGUGGGCGAUGAAUUUAUCACCAUGUCAUGGAAACCACCGGCUUGGGAUGGUGGCAGUUCGAUAACAACUUAUAUGAUCGAGAAGAAAGAACCAACAAUGUCAACUUGGGUUCGUUGUGCCAAUACCCGAUUUACCCUUCACCAGGUCACCGGGUUAAAUCCUGAAAAAGAAUAUGAAUUCCGUGUGUACGCUGAAAACAUUUACGGACGAAGUGAACCUUCCGAUGUGACCUCAGUGAUUCGUACACGACCAAGCGAAAAGGAUAAAUUAAAGAAACGCCAUUGGUUAACCGAUGCUCAUGGACGAAAGGUUCGAGGUAAAGAUGAAGGUAAAAUAACCAAUUACGAUCAAUUUGUAACGGAAGAGAUCAAAUUCCAAGGUCCAGUUGAUAUUAAGACUUCGUCUAUUUACGAUUUCUAUGAUGUCUUGGAGGAAAUUGGUACCGGUGCAUUUGGAGUUGUCCAUAGGUGCCGAGAGAAACGAUCAGGUCAAAUAUUUGCCGCUAAAUUCAUUCCAGUGGCUCAUCCUUACGAGAAAUCAGUUAUUCGUAAAGAAAUUGAUAUAAUGAAUCAACUUCAUCACAAUAAGUUGAUCCGUUUACACGAUGCCUUCGAAGAUGAUGAUGAAAUGAUCUUAAUUUACGAGUUCAUGUCAGGGGGUGAACUUUUCGAGCGCAUUACAACGGAAGGUUAUCACAUGUCGGAAGCAGAGGUUAUCAAUUAUAUGAGACAAAUUUGCGAGGGUGUAAAGCAUAUGCACGAGAAAAACAUUAUCCAUCUCGACUUGAAACCAGAAAAUAUAAUGUGCCAGACCAAAAAUUCAUCGGCCGUUAAAAUCAUCGACUUUGGUUUGGCCGCUAAACUUGAUCCAAACGAAGUAAUCAAAAUAUCAACUGGAACCGCUGAAUUUGCUGCACCAGAGAUCGUUGAACGGGAACCAGUUGGAUUUUACACCGACAUGUGGGCUGUUGGCGUUUUGGCUUAUGUUCUACUUUCGGGUUUAUCACCUUUCGCUGGUGACAAUGACAUUGAGACACUGAAAAAUGUGAAAGCCUGUGAUUGGGAUUUCGAUGAAGACGCUUUUAGAAACAUCUCAUCAGAGGCUAAAGAUUUUAUUCGUAAAUUAUUAACUCGACACAAGGAGAAACGUUUAACUGCCCAUGAGUGUUUAGAACACGCUUGGCUUAAAGGAACCACCGGUGGAACGACACCCAUACCAAAUAGAAAAUAUGUUCCAAUUCGUGAUCGAAUUCGUGCCAAAUAUGGUGACUAUUGGUGGUCAGUUCUUUUACCAAUUGGUCAUAUUUCAAAUUAUUCGUCACUUCGUAAAUUACACGAAGAAAGAUACAAAAUCCAUGAGACUUACAUCGAUCGUCGUGAAGCUGCCCCUCGAUUUGUUAUCCGUCCACAGUCAACCUUUGCCUAUGAAGGUCAAGCGGCCAAAUUUUUCUGUCGGGUCAUCGCUGCAGCACCAGUUACACUCGCCUGGUAUCAUGAUAACUCUGAACUGAAGCAAAGUGUUAAAUACAUGAAGAGAUACGAAGGUCACGAUUUUACAUUCAUCAUUAAUCGUUGUAAACUUGACGAUCGAGGUGAAUACAUUAUUCGUGCUGAAAAUACUUAUGGUUGGAGAGAAGAGCCCGUUUUCUUAAACGUCCAAUCUAAACCCCUGGAUAUACCCCAGGUUCGCCUAGAUGAGCCCAAAGUACGUCGUCGAGAUCCACCUCCUCCAUUGUGGCUCGAUGAACCUGAUUGUGGGCCAGUUUUCACAUUCCAUUUGAGACCUCGAGUGAUUCAAAGUGGCAUUGGAGUGAAACUAUUGGCCUGUUUACAGGGUAAACCACCACCAGAGAUCCGAUGGUUUAAAGAUGGCAAAGAAUUGUCCAAAUAUGAUUACACAAUGACCCAUGCAGCGGGUGUUAUUACCUGUGACAUUCAAUCAUGUACCUUAGAAGAUGCCGGUAAAUAUACGGUAACGGCAACUAAUUCGCUUGGUGAAGCCGAAAGCUCUUGCCAGGUAAUCGUUGAAAAACGUAAAGUAGGCCCACCGCCUGGGGCACCGGUUGUUUCUGGCCCUAAACCGACAGCAGCUCAUAAAGCACCUUCCAUAGCUUCACCGAUGGGCUCGUUUAUCAAUGAUUUACCUGUUCCCCACUCCGCCACCUCCACAUCUUCAUCAACCGGUUAUCAUCAUCAUCACACUUCCUCCUCGGGCUAUAAAAAGGAUUACACUUCCUCAGCCAAUUAUUCAACCGUGAAAAAAGCCGGAUCAACAUAUUCAAGUUCAUCAUCAACAACUAGUGAUAAUCAAUAUUCAAAUAAGUUUACAAAGGUAACCACAUCCUCAUCAACAACUGCUCAUCGAGAUUAUUUAUCAUCUUCAAGCCACAAAUCAGAUUUUAAAUCGACAUCGUCCUCAUCUCAUCAGAAACAUAAAAGUGAUUAUAAAUCAACAUCGUCAGAUUUUAAGACAAGAUUGUCACCAGCAAGUUCAUUAGGCAGUGGUGGUGGUGGUAGUGGUGUUGGAGGUCACUCUGCACCCUCGCCCAUCAGAAGUGUCACUCCACUCUCUGCAGCGAGUCCUGAUAUGACACUUAAAAAGCCCGUAGCAAAACGUUACGGUGAAAGUGAAUCAGGUGAUAUCAGUCCUUCCAGAACUCGAACCAAAGAUUUAGCAUUACCCGAAGAUGCUGAAAGUAUACCAGAAUUUAUGGAGAAACUAUCAGACCUGGAGAUUAAAGAUGGAGACUCAUUACUAUUGAAAUGUAGCAUUAAGGGUGUCCCAGAACCUCAGGUAGAAUGGAGUAAAAAUGAUGAGAUAUUAAGAUCGUCCGAUAUUAUUGAUCUUAAAUAUAAAAACGGAGUCGCUUCAUUGGCCAUUGGUGAGGUUUUCCCUGAAGAUGAAGGUGAAUAUGUUUGUAAAGCAACAAAUUCACAAGGAACAGUAACAACUAAAUGCAAAUUAACUGUUAUCCCUAUGCCAAAUCCAACGCCUGGGGCUAAACAAGGUUCUGCUAAGGGUUCACCAAGAAUCAUUUCUCAUCUGAAAAGUAUGAUCACCAAAGAUGGAGAUAAAGAUGUUACCCUUAAAUUUACAGUUAAAGGCUCAACUAAAUUUGAAGUAAUUUGGCUUCACAACGACAAGGAAAUUAAACCAAGCAAAGAUUUCCAAUAUAAGAAUGAUGGAGAUGAUUAUUAUUUAAUUGUGACUGAAAUUUAUCCGGAAGAUGCCGGAACUUAUACCUGCGAGGCAUUCAAUGAAUCUGGCGAAGCCUUUUCAAGUUGCACUCUCCAAGUUAUCGUUCCUGAAGAGGAAAUCAAAGGUCCAGAAAUUGUUACCUUUCCACAAUCGGUAACCGUUCAAUUAGGUAAAUCUGCAAAUUUCACCGUCGAAACUAAAAAGGCCGUUACAUCAGCUCAAUGGUUCCAGGAUGGUAAAAUAAUCUCCGAGACAAGUAGUCAUCAUAAAAUGACCAAAGAAAGUCCGAAAAAGUAUUCACUGGCACUUCCAGCAACCCUACUUACGGACAUUGGACAGUUUUCGGUCAAAUUAACGGACCCCACCGGGGAAACGAAUGCAACUGUCGCUUUAAAUGUUGUCACUGACGAUGAAUAAUUUGAUCUCUUUCUAAUCCCUUCCCUUAAUUGUUAAUUUGUGUGUUAAUCAUUGAUUAUCUUAAUCUUUAACUUUCUCUCUCUCCCUCUCUCCCUAUUUCGCAAAUUAUUUCAUCAUCCACAAUUUCACAUCCAUUCAUAAUCUCAUGUCAUCAUCACAAUCAUUUGUUAGAUUGAAGAAACAACAACAAAGACAAUCAUCUCAAUCAAGCUCAAUCAUUGAAUUGUGAAAUCAUUGGAGUCUAAUUAUGCUUAAAAAAGUUAAUGUUUUUUCAUCCUUAAGGAUAAUUUACCGAUAGUUAAGCAUAGACCAAUAUAAUUGUCAUUAUUAUCUAAAUUGUAAACAAAAGUUAAUGACUUCAUUAAUUCAAUUAUGUUAAUGGCUCAACUAAACUUGAUUAAUAUCCUUCAAUUUUCAAUAAAUAUCACAUUUUCAUUUGGCAAAUAAACAA